AUGAAAUAUUAUAUCCUAGCAACAAUAUUAAAAAGAAUAAUUUUAAUUAAAAUAAUUUUUUUCGAAACUAGAAAUUUUGCUCUGAGUCAAACAAUAACACCACCAUGUUCGUGUUCAAAUGUUAAACCAAAUUUUGGUACAAAUUCAAAUAUACCACAACAAUUAUGUGUUCCUCCAUUAGCCUAUGAUCAAAAAAGUGUUUGGCUAACUUGGAAUAAACCUGAUAAUUAUGAAAAUAUUGCUGAUUUUAAUGUUUAUAUGGGUGGAAAGAAAAUUGGAAGUGCCAAAGCAAAUUCAGCUGUAAAUACUUUGUCUGGCCCUUAUAUUCAAAAUUUUUAUAAAAAUGAUUUAAACAAUUUCCAUACAAAAAUACUUUUUACAACAUAUUUAGUUACUGGACUUAAUCCAAACACAAUAUACACAUUUACUGUUAGAGCUGUAGAUUCAAAUGGGGCUGAAUCUGGAAAUAGUAAUCAAGUUGUUGUUAAAACUGCUGAAAAUUAUGGAAAGAUUGUCGAUAUAACAACAGUCGGGGCGAAAGGAGAUGGAACCACAUUAAAUACACAAACAAUUCAAAAAGCUAUAGAUUCUUGCUCCACCUCAACUUCAGCUUUUGGAUGUAAAGUUUUAAUUCCAAAAGGAAUUUUUCUAAGCGGGCCUUUAUUUUUACGUUCACAAAUGACUUUUGAAUUGGCUAAUGGGGCUAUUUUACGUGCAACUUCUGAUCCUUCUAAAUUUCCAAAUCAAUAUGGAAAUACUCCUAUUGCUUUUUUGAAUGCUCUUAACGGAUCAUUAACAAAUAUUCGAGUGAUUGGCCUGGGAUCAGUUGAUGGUAAUGGAUGGAAAUUAGCUUCUAAUGCUAUAGAUGAACUUGGCAAACAAAUUCCUGUAUAUGUAAAGGGUUCGCCUAGCACAGUUAAUAACCUAGGCAUUUUGGCCGCGAAUCAAGUACAAUCACAUGGAAAUAACUAUAAUUCUCGAUCAAGACUUGCAAAUUUUAAUUUUGUUACAAAUUUACAUAUUGGAGGAGGAAUUACAUUUAUAAACCCUUCAAUGACUACAGUAGGGCUUGCAGAUAGCAAAAAUGUUUCAAUAAUCAGUGUUAGAUUCCAAACAUAUAAUAUAAAUAACGGUGAUGGUAUAGAUAUUGGUAGAAGUUCAAAUAUCCAAAUAAUUGGAAGUUUCUUCGAUACAGGCGAUGAUUGUAUUGCAAUGGGUACUGGUUGUGGAAGUAAUGCUGGACAAGGGGCUCCCGUCCAAUGUGUACUAAUUAAAAACAACUAUUUCCGACAUGGACAUGGAGCACCUGCUUUUGGAGGCAGCGCCGGGGAUGGAAUUAUAAAUGUACUUGUUGAGGUAAGAUAUUCAUUUACAGUAGGAACUAGCGUGUUGGAACCUCAAUUUUGCUCCUACUCGUAUUUUACACCUAGGUAUGUAACUACGAGUACCAAAGGGAAAAAUGUUACAGUUUGA
Meloidogyne enterolobii is the source of this 1473-nucleotide messenger RNA. The record is from the annotation of a GenBank genome assembly. NCBI's taxonomy places the organism in Eukaryota, Metazoa, Nematoda, Chromadorea, Rhabditida, Meloidogynidae.